Messenger RNA from Fusarium poae, 1869 nucleotides. RefSeq lists its product as uncharacterized. The coding region runs from base 1 to 1869 and encodes 622 amino acids. Lineage: Eukaryota; Fungi; Ascomycota; Sordariomycetes; Hypocreales; Nectriaceae. Gene Ontology annotation, biological process: carbohydrate metabolic process. The transcript has a single exon. The record is from RefSeq and is a predicted model, not a curated record.
AUGAUUCUGUUUAAAGCUACUGCACUUGUUACGGGCUUUAUCUCCCUAGCCCUCCCAACCUAUGGUCAGACACCCAAGGUUGAUGAUUUGGCCAAUGCAUUUGAACUGUCCGAAGUCUCUCUGACAGACAGUCGAUGGAUGGACAAUCAAGACCGAACAGUCAACUACCUCCUCUCCAUCGAGCCGGACAGACUUCUCUAUGUAUUCCGAAAGAACCACGGCCUCGACACCAAAGGUGCCACAAAGAAUGGCGGUUGGGAUUCACCAGACUUCCCUUUCCGAAGCCACAUCCAGGGCCAUUUCCUCACAGCAUGGUCACAUUGCUACGCAACAUUGGGAAACAAAGAUUGCGGCUCACGAGCUAGCUAUUUUGUUAGAGAGCUCGCAAAAUGUCAGGCCAAUAAUGCAAAGGCUAGCUUCACAAAAGGCUAUCUGUCUGGCUUUCCCGAGUCAGAGAUUGAAAAGGUCGAGAACAGGACUUUGAACAAUGGCAACGUUCCGUACUAUGCGAUCCAUAAAACCCUGGCUGGGCUUCUCGAUGUCUAUCGUCGUGUCGGUGUCAACGAGGCCAAAGACGUUAUGCUCUCACUCGCAAGCUGGGUCGAUGCUCGUACAGGAAAGUUGACUUACGCUCAGAUGCAAGAGAUGAUGCGGACUGAGUUUGGUGGUAUGAACGAGGUUCUUGCUGAUAUUGCAUACUACACUAAAGACAACAAAUGGCUCAAGGUCGCUCAACGCUUCGACCAUGCUACCAUCUUUGACCCUCUUCAGAACAAUGUCGACAAACUAUCCGGUCUUCAUGCCAACACCCAGGUACCGAAGUGGAUCGGAGCCCUUCGCGAGUACAAGGUCUCUGGUGACAAGAAGUACCUCGAUAUCGGCCGUAACGCCUGGGACUUGACUGUUCACAAACACACCUACGCUAUUGGUGGCAAUAGUCAAGCCGAGCACUUCCGCCAGCCAGAUGCUAUCGCUAAGCACUUGACAAACGAUACCUGCGAAGCCUGCAACACGUACAACAUGCUCAAAUUGACCCGCGAGCUGUGGUCCUUGGACCCAAGCGACGCAUCAUACUUUGACUUUUACGAGAAUGCUUUGAUGAACCAUCUUCUCGGUCAGCAGAACCCUAAAGACAACCAUGGCCACGUUACCUACUUCACGCCUCUGAACCCUGGUGGCCGUCGAGGAAUCGGUCCUGCUUGGGGCGGAGGUACAUGGAGCACCGACUACGAUUCUUUCUGGUGCUGCCAGGGCUCUGGUAUCGAGACGAACACCAAGCUUAUGGACUCUAUUUACUUCCAUACCAAGGAUACUCUAUACGUCAACCUGUUCACGCCUUCGAAGCUUAAAUGGUCGCAACGUCAAGUGUCGAUUACUCAAACGACCGAGUAUCCUCAAACGGACUCUUCCACUCUACAGAUUGGUGGCAAGGCUGGCAUUUGGACUUUAGCAGUGAGGAUCCCAUCUUGGACUUCCAAAGCCUCUAUCAGAGUCAACGGACAAACCGUCGAUGUGGAUGUCGAGCCAGGAAAAUACGCCCUUGUGAAGCGAAACUGGAAGUCCGGUGACGAGGUGACGGUGAAACUCCCCAUGAGCUUACGUACGAUUGCUGCGAAUGACAAUCCCAACGUGUCGGCUAUUGCAUUUGGUCCUGUUAUUCUGGCUGCCAACUAUGGUGACUCUUCCGUCACCUCUAUGCCUACUAUCGACCUCGCUAGUAUUAAGAGACAGGGCAAAGAUGGUCUGAUGUUUGAAGCGAAGGCUGGUACUGAGCAAGUCGAGUUGGGACCAUUUUACGAUGCUCAAGGCUUCAACUACAACGUCUAUUGGAAGACUGAUGGAAAGCUUGGCACGGGUACUACUAUAUAA